GCGGCCAUGUUGCCUGCGAGGGGAAGUGGCGGCGCGCAGCCCCGCUAAGAUGGUGGCGAGGCGCCCUCGGGGGGUGUAGGGGCCCGUGUCCCUCCCCCCCCCGCCGCCACCACCACCCCCCCGCGCCCCUCCCGGGCUGCGGGGCGACGCGGGGCCCAUGGAGCAGCUAUAGGGUUUGUACUACAAACAGCUAAUCACUGCCAAAAUGACAUCUUCAAGCUCUACCCAGUAUCCAGCAGCUGAGAAUGCCUGCAGAAUCACACUUGGACAAGUCAGCCAGAUGCGACCCAAACUGCCGCUUCUGAAGAUUCUGCAGGCUGCAGGUGCACAAGGUGAAACCUUCACAUUGAAGGAGGUUAUGCAUUACCUAGGACAGUAUAUAAUGGUGAGGCAGCUAUAUGAUAAAAGGCAGCAACACAUGGUCUAUUGUGGAGGAGAUCAACUGGGAGAACUGCUGGGACUGGAGAGCUUCUCUGUAAAAGAUCCAAGCCCAGUCUAUGACAUGCUGAAACGGAACCUGACUUCUGCUGCUAUGGCAGAUGCUGCACAGAAUCUCGCAAAGGAACAGAGCGUCGAUAAGCCAAGCCAAGACCAACCGAAGUUUAGCACACAGGAGGGUUCAGACACUGGUGUAAUGGAGGGUGAAAGCAAUGCUUCUGCUUUGUCUACCUCAGAGCACAAAUGUGGAAAUUAUGAAGACAAAGACUUAAUAGAAAACCUCUCUAAAAGCAAGAAGCCUAAACUGGACCUAGUGUUUGAGGAAUGGGAUGUAGCUGGUCUUCCAUGGUGGUUUUUAGGCAACCUCAGAAGCAAUUACAAGUCCAGAAGUAAUGGAUCAACAGAUAUUCAGACUAACCAGGACAUAGACACUGCCAUUGUUUCAGAUACUACUGAUGACUUGUGGUUCCUCAACGAAUGUCCAUCAGAUCAGAGCAGUGCCACGGUCAAAGUGGAAACAGUUGACUGCGAGGAAAUGAAAGAAAGUGACAAAAAGGUGACUGAGGAGACACAUUUGCAUGACUUUGAGGAUUCUCAGUGCUUGAGUGAUGACACAGAUACAGAAGCUGCCUCUGAGGACUGCUGGCAAUGCACCAAAUGCAAGAAAUUUAACUCUCCAGUCAAACGGUACUGUUAUCGCUGUUGGGCCUUACGGAAAGACUGGUACUCAGAUUGUCCCAAACUGGCUCAUUCUCUUUCGCUGUCCAACAUUGAUGCUAUGCAAAACAAAAAUGAUGAUGAAGGGAUAGAUGUCCCGGACUGCCGAAGGACUAUUUCUGCUCCAGUUGGCCAACCCAAAGACUUAUAUGGGGUAGAAAACAAAUCACGUAUAGAUCCCUGCAGCUCUAUUGAGUCUUUGGAUUUGGCAAAAGAAUGUGAAAGCAAGGAGUCUCUGUUGCAGUUCACUGAGCAUAAAAAGGAGGAAGAAGUACAGUCUUUAGAGAGUAUUAAAAAAUUACUCAAUCCUUGCUUCUUAUGCCAUCACAGACCACGAAAUGGGAAUAUUGUCCAUGGAAGGACUGCUCACCUGGUGGCCUGUUUCAAGUGUGCAAAGAUGCUGAAGAAAAAGAGGUCACCUUGUCCAGUGUGUAGGAAAGAGAUUGAGAUGGUGAUCAGAAUCUUCAUGGGGUAGUUUUGUUAGUUCAGGGCUCCUCUGCCAAAAGAUUUCAAACAGAUUUUCUUGCAGUCCCACAAAACCUAACUUUAGAGCUCAGCUGGUGUAUACCAAAGAAAAUUAAGAUGCACAACUGACCAAGGACACCGAGGAAUCCCUCACAUCAAAUGAAGCAGCGUCCAGUUUUUGAUGUCCAUUUAAAUUAAAGCAUGUAGGGAGCAGGGAGCGACUGACAUAUUGGUAUGAAUGACCUAGGUUUGAAAUUGUCUAAAUCUCUGAAUUUCAGAAGUUCUGUGGUGUCACUGGUUCUCUGUUUUGACAACUGGUCCUUGCAGAAAGCAAUUUUUGGGAAGAAUUAUAACUUUGGCUGUUGGAGUGUUGUUCUCCAGUAAGUCAAAUCCUGUGCAAUGCCUUUGAAGAGAGGAGUCCAUAUUUGAAGAAUAUAGCGGUGGGGGUGGGACAGAAGGCGGAUGGGAAGGAGGAUGAGAUAAGCCAUUUCUCCAAGGAUCAGUUUUCACGAGGGUAGUGAGAAGUGAAUACCCUGUUUCUUAUAAUCUCUGAUUUUCUUUUUAAUGUAAGUUUAUUAGAUAAGGUAAAGGUGCUCUUGCUCCCAGACUGGAACAAGUCCUCCCAAACUUUUAAUCUAUAGCAAUUUCAGGUCAUAUAUCAGUUGGCAGAAGAAUAGGGUGCUACACUUUGCGUCUUGAUUAAAUCAGAUACAAUGCUAUGUUGGUUUGCAUAGCUUUGUUGAAGCCUGUACAAUGUUAGCUGAGAAUCUGGCCUGCUGGUUGAGUUAAAUUAUAACAGCUCUGUGCAUGUUUUGGGAUGUUCUCAUAGUUUUCUGCUCACAGCUCCUUUGCAGCUUCUACCUGCCUUACUUCAUCAGGCCAGUCCAGGAGAAGCUCUCUUUGGAGUGUGAUGGAGAUUUAUUAACAUACUGUGGACCUUUGAGACACAAAAACAUUCCCUGCAAAGCACUGGAUUGCAGUUAGUUAGUCUGUGUCUGGUGAUUAGCAUGGUUAGUCUCCUGUGCUUGGUGUUAGCUUUUGAAUUCCUCCACUGACUUUCUUUCCCAGUGACUGAGCGCUUCAAAUCUAUUUGCAGCAUUUAUAUUAUCCUUUAAAGCAGUUCAUGGUCAGUCAGCUGGCCAUUAAAACUCAGCUAGGACUUGCAGUUUAAAGCUAAAUUUUCUCUGAGAUCAAGUCCUAGUGCAUGCUCAGAUCUUCAGCCUGCUGUCUUCAUGAGGGCUGGUGUUCAGAGAAUAUUUCCCUAUGGAGAGGAGCUUUGUUCUUCCAGUGUGUAGUAGGUGGCUGGGUGCGGCCCUAAAGCUGGGGAGAAUUACAGGAGGGUAAAGCAGUCACUGUUGCCACUUGCCCAGGGUCUUGAAGAACUGCCUGUGACCAUCCUGGGUGCCCUGAGAUCCCAGGAAACUGGCACCCUAUUCUGUCCCUGUUCUGGCUUUCUCUUCCAGGGAGGCUGCACAGGGCAGCGGCCUCUGCAGAGUCAGUGGAAAAGUCAGCACUGUGUGAGCGAGCAUCAAGCACAACCUCUGCCAUGCACAGAUUUCUAGCAGACUUAAGAGCAGAUCAUUCACCUUUUCUGACCAGCACCAUCUCUCCUCUUUUAAAACACAUUUACAAAACAAAGGGAAUUUACUUCUCCUCCCUCCCCGCAUUUUCUCCUUCUUUCCUGAUUCUUUUUUUUUCCUUACCUAGAAUGGUGCUGAGGAGACAGGAGUAGCCGAUCAAUUUACUCUUUUAGUUUUCUAAGUCAUUAUUUAUUUAAAAUGUAAAGCUGACGAAUACUUUUUGGCCAAUCCAGUCUAGUGUUCUCUAAUGUGAGCAAGAGGUGUGGUGGAGACAUCUCUUGACAUGUUCUCUAGGGCUUUGGGAGAGCGCAUAUCAUGUAGCAUUAGCAAUAGCGCCUUUACCUCCAGCUUUCAGGUGUGCAGAUGUUUGAAUUCAGUACAGUGCGUAAAUCCCACGUUUUGUCAUCCUCUGUAUAAUUCCCUCUCUGACCUAGAAGGUGGUUCAUUCCUUUCUGAAGACAGACAUUCCCACUUUGCUGUGGCAAGCAUUCAUACCGUGCAAGCAAGGUGGAAAAUCCUAUUUGGGUGGUGAGCUAGCAGAGUUCAGGAGCAACGCGCUCACUCUACUUUUGAAAGUCUUUGUGGAAUCAGGAGCUGCUUAGAUGCUUCUCAAGGCACUUUCCCAUUGCUUUCCACACUCCUUCUGCUGGUCCAGUCAUAACAAGCCAGCUGUGCAACAGGAGGCCCCAAUACUUGUCAGAAACAAGCUCUGUCAAAGUUGUUUCUCUGAAAAGAUAUUGGAGUAGAUGCAAUACGCAGUCACUGUCAGUCAUUGCCAAAAGAUGAAACCACUUUAUAUUUUGCGUAAUGUUGUGAUUAUUUCUAUGUUGGCUGUUAUUUAGACUAUUAUUGUUGACUGUUAUUUACAGUUUUAUUUUAAAAACCAGAGGUUAGCUGUCUGGUAUUUGCUGCACUAUCCGUAGUCCAUAGAAGACAGUCCACAUAAAAGCCUACUUAUUGCUCCCUUAGUUGGAGGGCUGUUAAAUUGAAGGUGGUGCACUUUAAUCAUGUUAAGUUCAGCAGCGUUACCUCCUGGAAUUGUGGAAGCAAAUGCUGCUGGGUACUCUCUUCCAUUUUAAAUGGCUUGGGCGCAGCAGGGUACUUUGUAGCAAGCCCUUAAUGCACUUCUGGAUACUGUGAAACUGCCCCCCAACCGGCGAUUGCUAGUAAGAACUUACAUUUUGCUGAAAGCAGCUUUACUGAAUUGUUCAGAUCUGGCUACACUGAAAAGUAUGUGAUCUGCAUUGACCAAAAUAAAAGAAAAUUGGGAGUGUUCAGGUUUGAGUAAGUUAGGGGUUAAAUGCUCAUACCAAAAUCCUCCUGAGACCUAGAUACAGGAAGUCAGCAAUGUUUCCUGAAAACAUAUGGUGUCCUGAGGUGCAGCUCUCCCAUUGUUAAGUGAAAACUGAUUCCCUUGUUACAGUUUGUGAUAAAAAAAUGAAUCUGCAGGAUAGCUUUCAGGGUAACACUCUUUGUAUCUGUGAUUGUGCUUGUUCAAUAUAACCAUGUUGGUUAGGACAUGCAUUUGCUAACUUCAUUGUUCCCUUUACUGAAAUAGUUGCUGGGUAUCGCAUAUGAGAAUGUUACAGCCAAUUUUCCCUCCUGUAUAGGAAUAAGCUAUUGCAGUGGAAGCACAGUGUAUGUAGGGGUAAUUGCCUAGAUUGUGGAUGGAGCUUGGAUGGGGGGAGGCUUGGGGGAGGGAGGGAGGAUGUUUUAUUACUUUAAUUUAAUCUAAAUCUGAAUAGUAAUUCACCCAGAACUGCCUUUUUUUUUUUUUUUUUUUUUUUUUUUUUUUCCUGACACUUUUUAGGAAGUGCAGACUUGGGAUGUAAGUUGAAGAAAUAGCUCAAAGCAUUCGAUUAUAAUACUUAUGUAGCAGCUUAGAGAUAUGCAGAUGAGUUGUUUCUGGGGUGGUAUUACUGCUUUCCUUUUCUACAGAUGAGGCAUUUAACAUGGACACCUAUGUCGGAACCGCAGGUUUUUCAAAGGUGCUGAGCAUUAGCUGAGAUGGGUGUGAACCACAGAUGCUCAAGACCUCUGAAUAUCUUGCAUUGGUGUCUCAUAGUGAAUGAUAGCUCUUCUCUCUUACAGUGGUUUUCCUAUGAAGUGCAAUAUGAGAGAAGAGGUCCUAGGGAUAUCUUCAGCAAUUGUUGCCACAUUUCUGUUAUGAGUGGUAUUGAGCGUAGCUGUCUUUUGCUGUUCUGACUAGAAAGGUUUAUCUGUUUCCCUGCUUCUUCCUUCAGUGACCUUGGUCACUGUCCCUUGGGAAUGUGUGGAAGUCUCACCUGCACCUGUGCUGCAGGUGGUAUUUUAUGCACAAGAUUCCUUGGCUUUUCAGCCAGAAGUUUGGGUACCAUUUAUCCCCAGAAAUAGUAAGUUUUGUACUUUAAUUGGUAUUUAAUUAUAGUAUGGGAACCAUGAGCCUCCCAACUAAAUAGUGCCACUUAGUACAUUACAGUGCUCUGCAGUGUGAAGUCAUAUGUGUAUAUCAUAUGUAUAUGCCCACACUCUCUGUUUUGGUAACCAGAGGUACACAUGCUGCAUUUACUUCUGCAAGUUUUUCCAGUUUUAAGUGCCUCUUCUCAGUUGCUCUCUGAUUCAUUCACUAACGCACCCAGGAUAUCGUCCUUUUCUUAUGCUCUGUUUAAAAAUCUCGGUGACCCUCCUCUGCUGGGAUGUGUUAUCAAGCUAAAUUUAGCCUAGCCAAAGCCAUGACAUAAAUUAUAAAGAGUCUGUAGCGCAGAUUCCCAAAAUGCUUAUUUCUUCUGACUGAUGGGUAUUUCCAAGAACACUGUUGUGAACUUCCAGCCUGCAUGUAUUACAUAUUUAUUAUGCUGCAUGACUGUGAUGAAAACUAUGGUGCAGCUAUCCAGCAUGCUCUCUAGCCUUCUGCAUCCAAACACUGUUUGUGUCUACUACUGAGACGCUAUCCUUGCAGAAGAAAGUAGCUAUUGGACAAACCAGGGCCCUCCAAAGACACACAGAUGCUGCAAGGAUUCCCAACAUGUACAUGGAAAUGGAGUAUUUCAAAACCCACUGUGGUAGCUUGCUUUUGCCUGCUUACUUUGCCUGCUCAGAGCAUCUCUCCUGCACGGAGGAAGACAAAUGCUCUUACUGAAGGCCUUCAGUGAAGGCUGAUUGUUUUGGAAGAGGUGACUGAAAAAAGGAUUCAGAGCCAGGGCACUGGUCUCUGUUCUCAUUUUGCUUCUGACUUGUUACAUGAGCUGAACGAGGCACUCCCUCAGUCCUGUGCAUGCUUGUUAGCUACCUGAACAUUUGCAAGCAGUGUCAGAAUCCUUGAGAAAAAAGAUACUGCAAGGCUGUUCUAUCAAGAGCAAGAAUAAGAACCACAAAUGAUGUGGGGGUAACACACUUCGUGUAUGAAACAUCUCCAGGAGCCCAGAUGACCUUUGGACAGCUGCUUUUCUGCUCUGGAAAUCCUCUUUUGGUUAUCUGCCUGGAGAGGCUGGAAUUAGCCUUGUUCCUUAGGAAGUAAGUGAGAACAUGCCUGUAACUAGAUGUUAUUGUCAGACCAGUAGAAUGGUCAACUGCCACAAGCUGGGCUGUACUUCCCAUCAGCUUGCUGUCUGUAUCUGAUUUUGGUUAGUACAGUCAGCUGUUACAUUUACAAUCCUGUUUUUCUACCACUUCAUGAGUGCAUAGGUGCUAUUGCCCUGGUAAUGUGCAUUUGCUGCAUACAUGUAUGGACAUUCAGUGUCUGCUACACUGAGCAGAUGCUUCAUUAGCUUCAGAGUCUGACUCCUAGAAUAUGUGACUGCCUUUGAGGAUCUGUCUGAGAAGAUACAUGAAGAAGGCUGGAACAUGUUGUACCUCUGGAAAGAUAAUAAAGACUUGCUGUUCUGGAAAGAGUGGUUUCCUGCCGGAUCUCCCCAGCACUCUUCCUCUGCUGGAUGUUAUUCCUGAAUGUAUUUUUUUUGUUCAGAAAAAUUCAGCAUCUGACCACACACCCACACAGUCACUGCAAGAACCACAAUCAGGAGAGCUCACUAAACAACAUCUGUGUGUUUGCACUAUUUAAAAAAAAGUCUUGUAACACAAUAAUUGAUGACCUGUUUUUGUUUCCUGCUCAUAAUGAAUUUAAUUAAAUUGAGAGCAUACUAUGUAGGUUUAUUUUUUCAUUUGUACUGCGUUUCGGGGAAAACUUUAAGUAAAGACCUGUUACCAGUUAA
Rhea pennata is the source of this 7390-nucleotide messenger RNA. RefSeq names its product MDM4 regulator of p53 (gene MDM4). Gene Ontology annotation, biological process: negative regulation of apoptotic process; regulation of cell cycle; protein ubiquitination. NCBI's taxonomy places the organism in Eukaryota, Metazoa, Chordata, Aves, Rheiformes, Rheidae. Bases 206 to 1630 code for a protein of 474 amino acids. Gene Ontology annotation, cellular component: nucleus. The transcript is spliced from 11 exons. The record is from RefSeq and is a predicted model, not a curated record. Gene Ontology annotation, molecular function: ubiquitin-protein transferase activity.